CUAGAGAGAGAGAUGCUUACUCAUUGUCAUUUUUGUCAAGUGUCAAGUGAAAUGAGUUUGAGUUUUUCUGCAAUUUCAAUACAUUUUAAUAGCAUUUGAAAAUUUAGAAACAAUGGAGGCUAUGGAAGUUGUUGUUCCUGAAAAGGAAGAAGGUAGCCCUUCAGACGCAAAACAGACCUUACAGGACGUGGAUAUUGAAGAUUUGUAUACCAAAUAUAAAAAGUUACAACAAAUGCUCGAGUUUUUAGAGGUUCAAGAAGAAUAUAUCAAAGAUGAACAAAGAAAUCUGAAGAAGGAAUAUUUACAUGCCCAAGAAGAAGUGAAGCGUAUUCAAUCAGUUCCUCUAGUAAUUGGUCAAUUUUUGGAAGCUGUUGAUCAAAAUACUGGUAUUGUUGGGUCCACUACAGGUUCCAAUUACUUUGUUCGUAUUCUUUCCACAAUCGAUCGGGAACUUUUGAAACCUUCAGCAAGUGUUGCUCUUCACAAGCACAGUAAUGCACUUGUCGAUGUGCUUCCUCCAGAAGCAGAUUCCUCCAUAAGCAUGCUGCAAGCUGAUGAAAAACCAGAUGUACAGUAUAGUGAUAUUGGAGGAAUGGAUAUGCAGAAACAAGAAAUUAGAGAGGCAGUUGAAUUACCACUUACUCAUUUUGAGCUAUACAAACAAAUUGGUAUUGAUCCACCUAGAGGGGUGUUGAUGUAUGGACCUCCUGGAUGUGGAAAAACCAUGUUGGCAAAGGCUGUUGCCCAUCAUACAACAGCUGCUUUUAUCCGAGUAGUGGGAUCUGAAUUUGUUCAAAAGUACCUUGGAGAAGGACCCCGUAUGGUACGAGAUGUGUUCCGUUUGGCCAAAGAAAAUUCUCCUGCCAUUAUAUUCAUUGAUGAAAUUGAUGCUAUAGCAACUAAGAGAUUUGAUGCUCAAACUGGAGCAGAUCGUGAAGUUCAAAGAAUUUUACUAGAGUUGCUCAAUCAAAUGGAUGGUUUUGACCAAACUACAAAUGUUAAAGUUAUAAUGGCAACAAAUAGAGCAGACACCUUAGAUCCUGCUCUGCUCAGACCUGGUCGUUUGGAUAGGAAAAUUGAAUUUCCUCUGCCGGACCGUAGACAAAAACGUUUGAUAUUCAGCACUAUCACAUCAAAAAUGAAUUUAUCUGAAGAGGUGGAUUUGGAAGAUUACGUUGCCAGACCUGACAGAAUUUCUGGGGCAGAUAUCAAUGCUAUUUGUCAAGAAGCUGGUAUGCAUGCUGUAAGAGAAAAUCGUUACAUUGUUUUGCCUAAAGAUUUUGAAAAGGGAUAUAAAAAUAAUAUCAAGAAGGACGAGAGUGAACAUGAAUUCUACAAAUAGGUUUAUUUUACUAAUAAGUUUCACUUCAUACUCAUCUAAUGAUAUCAAAUAAAUGAUUUGAAACUGA
Messenger RNA from Leptinotarsa decemlineata (Colorado potato beetle), 1409 nucleotides. It is a transcript of the gene Rpt3, whose product is annotated as 26S proteasome regulatory subunit Rpt3. The record is from RefSeq and is a predicted model, not a curated record. NCBI's taxonomy places the organism in Eukaryota, Metazoa, Arthropoda, Insecta, Coleoptera, Chrysomelidae. Gene Ontology annotation, molecular function: ATP binding; ATP hydrolysis activity.